UAGACACCAAUAUUCAAGAAAAACCAUAGAACGACAACAUGGCAUGGGUUUGGACAACGCUUGCUGUAUUUGCAGCUUUGUCUCUCAUUCAUGGCCUUAUGAAGAAGAUGAAUGGCAAGAAAUUGGCACCAGGUCCAAGAGGGCUUCCCAUUUUGGGACAUCUUCACUUGAUUGGUAAAAAUCCCCAUCAGGAUUUGAACAAGCUAGCCAAACAGUACGGUCCGAUAAUGCAUUUGCGAUUUGGGUUCGUUGACAAUAUCGUUGUUUCAUCUCCUCAGGCUGCAGAGCUCUUCCUCAAGACUCACGAUCUUGUUUUCGCGAGCAGACCGCCUAACGAAGCAGCUAAGUACAUCUCUUAUGACCAAAAGAAUUUGAGCUUUAGCCAAUAUGGGCCUUAUUGGCGCAACAUGCGCAAGUUGUGCACAUUGCAGUUGCUUAGUAAUCUUAAGAUCAACUCGUUUCAAGCCAUGAGAAGAGAAGAAUUGUGUUGUCUUAUUGAGUCACUCAAGCAAGCGGCUCUGGAUGGUGUGGCUGUUGAUUUGAGUGCAAAAGUUUCCGACUUAGCUGCAGACAUGACCUGCAGGAUGGUGUUUGGGAAGAAGUAUGAGAUUAAGGACAUUGAUGAGAGGGGUUUCAAAGGCGCGAUUAAAGAAGGUAUGCAGCUAGCAGUUAAACCAAAUCUUGGGAAUUAUUUUCCUUAUUUGGGUAAGUUAGACCUUCAAGGAUUCACUAGAAAAAUGAAGGCCAUUGCGAAAACCUUUGAUCGGUUCCUUGAGAGGAUCAUUGAUGACCAUGAACAGAGGGGAAGCAAUAGUGAAACAAAGGAUUUUGUUGAUAUUAUGUUGUCCAUCAUGAAGUCAGGGGAAACUGAAUUUCAGCUCAGUCGCGAACAUGUCAAAACUACUUUAUUGGAUCUGCUUGGAGCAUCAAUAGACACUUCGGCAACCGUGAUUGAUUGGAUGAUGGCUGAACUCUUGAAACAUCCACAAAAAAUGAAAAAAGUUCAAGAGGAAUUAGACAACAAGGUUGGUUUGAAUAGGAUGGUGGAAGAGACAGAUUUAGACAGUCUAGAAUAUUUAGAAAUGGUCACAAAAGAAUCCCUUAGACUUCAUCCCGUGGCGCCAUUACUUAUUCCUCAUGAGGCAAGAGAGGAUUGCAUGGUUGAUGGCUUUUACAUACCUAGAAAAGCAACAAUCAUGGUAAAUGUUUGGGCAAUUGGACAUGACCAAAAUGUGUGGGCAAAUGCAGAGGAAUUCAUUCCAGAGAGGUUCGAAGGGAGUAAUAUAGAUUAUAAAGGGCGUGAUUUUGAACUCAUUCCUUUUGGCUCUGGUAGAAGAAGUUGUCCUGGUUUACAACUUGGAAUCACUGUGGUUCGAAUAGUGGUAGCACAACUAGUACACUGCUUUGAUUGGAAACUUCCAAAUGGUAUGUCAUCCAAAGAGUUGGACAUGACUGAAGAAUUUGGUCUUGUGGUGACUCGUGCUGAACAUUUGAUGGCUAUUCCUAAUUACCGAUUACAUAUUUAGGUAAAUGAGUGCUACCCUCUUUUAUAUAUAUAUAU
Molecule: messenger RNA, 1561 nt
Organism: Ipomoea nil (Japanese morning glory)
Lineage: Eukaryota; Viridiplantae; Streptophyta; Magnoliopsida; Solanales; Convolvulaceae
Product: cytochrome P450 CYP736A12-like
Exons: 2
Coding region: 39-1526 (495 amino acids)
Molecular function (GO): iron ion binding; oxidoreductase activity, acting on paired donors, with incorporation or reduction of molecular oxygen; monooxygenase activity
Source: RefSeq, a predicted model, not a curated record